CCUACUUACUACACUCCAGUAAUAUCCCGUACCUUUUGAGGGAAAGUCGUUUUGGACGGAAAAAAUAGUUAUUCUUCUUUAAAAAUGUAUCAAGAUCAAGAGGUUGGAGCUAAAUUGGAGAAGAAUAAGUUUGAGAAUUCUAUCAGUGAACUUAAGAAGAAGACUUUCGUUUCGGUAGCUGAUAUCGCGAGCUAUGGAGAGAGCAGCGUCACACCAGAGUACCAGGAGGCGUACCAGCGCUCCAUCAAUGACCCUGAAGGGUUCUGGGGAGAGGUGGCCCAGGAGCUGGAGUGGACCAAACCCUGGGAACGAGUGCUGGACAACAGUAAUCCACCGUUCACAAAAUGGUGGGUAGGAGGAGAAAUGUCGGUAUGUUACAAUGCAGUGGACAGACACGUGGCCAACGGCAAAGGAGAUCAGGUGGCCCUCGUUCACGACUCACCUUUAACCGACACAGUGCGCAAGAUCACAUACUCCGAGAUUAAAGAUCAGGUAUCCCGCCUAGCUGGCAAGCUGGCUUCACUGGGCGUGACGCGAGGCUCUCGGGUCCUGAUCUACAUGCCCCUCGUCCCUGAAGCCAUCAUCUCCAUGCUGGCCACCAACAGACUGGGGGCCAUCCAUUCCGUCGUAUUUGGAGGAUUCGCAGCGAGAGAACUAAGAACAAGAAUAGAGCAUGCUGAGCCCACCGUGAUCAUUGCAGCCAGCUGUGGUGUGGAGCCCAACAAAAUUGUCAGAUACAAAGACAUCCUGGACGAAGCGCUCUGCCAAUCAGACUUCCAGCCGAACAACUGCAUCAUAUACCAACGGCGAAGAGUCCUGGAGUGUACCCUGGAACCUGGCCGGGACAUCAACUGGGAGGACGCCUUGGAAGCUGAACCUGUGCCCUGUGUCCCUGUGGAAGCUAAUGAGCCGCUGUACAUCUUGUAUACUUCAGGUACAACAAGUGCUCCCAAAGGUAUUCAGCGUCCAUGUGGCCACGCAGCAGUUCUCUGCUGGUCUUUGAGAACAGUCUACGGCCUGAAGAAGGGAGUUUGGUGGGCAGCCUCCGAUCUUGGAUGGGUGGUCGGUCACUCCUACAUCUGCUACGGACCUCUGCUAGCCGGAGUUACCUCUGUGCUGUAUGAGGGCAAGCCUGAUCGAACUCCUGACCCUGGACAGUACUUUAGGAUCAUAGAACAGCACCGUGUGAAUGCCCUCUUCACGAUCCCCACAGCAUUCCGAGUGCUGAAGCGAGCUGAUCCCAACGCGAAGUACGCCAGGAGAUACUGCAGCAAGUCUCUGAAGACUGUCUUCAUCGCUGGAGAGCAUUGUGAUCAGGAUACGAGGCAAUGGUCGGAGCGUAUAUUCGGCGUGCCAGUACUGAACCACUGGUGGCAGACGGAGUCCGGGUCCCCCAUCACGGCGCCCUGCAUGGGAUACAACGUCAAGGCCAUCCCACCACAUUCUGCUGGCUACCCCGUUCCCGGAUAUGAUAUUCGUGCCCUAAAAGAAGAUGGGUCAGAAUGCCAACCCGGUGAGGUCGGCAGACUGGUGGCCAAGCUACCUCUGCCUCCAGGCUUCGCUUCAACCCUGUGGCAAGCUGACAAGCGAUUUAAAGAAACCUACUUUGAAACAUACCCGGGUUACUACGACACCCAAGAUGCGGGCUGGAUAAGUGCCGAAGGAGCUGUGUGGGUGGUAGCCAGAGCCGAUGACGUCAUCAACGUAGCUGGUCACCGUUUGUCCACUGCUGCUCUUGAAGACGUGGUCCUAAGACACGCUAGAGUAGCCGAUGCUGUAGUGGUUGGCGCUCCAGAUCCCACGAAAGGAGAUGUUCCUCUAUGUCUCUACGUUAUGAGGCCUCCUCAAGAUGAUGAAGAAAUCGUAGCUGAGAGCACAGUCACCCAAGAGCUAAUCGCGCUCGUUCGACACCUGAUUGGGCCUAUUGCUGCGUUCAGAAAGGCAGUAGCUGUCCCCGCGCUACCUAGGACCAGGUCUGGAAAAGCCCUUCGUGGAGCCAUCGCCAAGCUAGCCAGAUCCCAACUAGUAAAGCUCCCAUCAACAAUUGAAGAUCCUUCGGUAUUCGGGGAAAUCAAAAUCGCUCUGCAAAAAUUCGGAUACGCCAUAGACGCACCCGAUCCAGAAUUGUAAAUAAUUAGUAAAUAAACAAUAUUAGAUUUAGAGAAUACGAAGAGAUGAACUACCUAGCCAGUUAAUUUUUAUGUUUAUUUUAGAUAAGUUUUUAGCUAUAAUUCAAUAUUUUGGUCUAUCAUCCAGCCGUUGGUUUCCUGUCAUAAAAAAUAUGUUUUUGUAACAAAUCAAAUAAUAAAGAAAACACACUUUUGAUGUGUUGCCACUGUGAUAGAAAGCUGGAAGUAGCUUUUUAUUUUAUGUACAAUGUAAUUUAAAUAAUUUUAAAUACCAAAAACUGCUCUAUUGUAUUAUAGUUACUUUUUAAUAUUUCUAAUAAUGAUCUGGUUUUUUUCAUCAUUCAUUUAAUAAAUGAUUCAAAUCUUUGAUAUGUUUAAAUACACUAGGUCUCUAGGCACACGCCAAUUAUAUUUUUUAUUACGUAGAGCAUAGGCAACUCAUCGUUUUACAUGAGCUGUGUAUUGUGUAGCACAUAUUUUCCUAGACUACAUAUUAUGUAUUGGAGCGUGCCUAAUUUAACUUAUUUAGGGAAUUUUAAAUUAUUUUAGGUAGAAUUUUCUAAUGAUAAGAAUAGAAUAGAAAAUUUUAAAAAAUAAAUUCAUGGUUGUAAUUAAAAGUAAAAAGGUAACAAUUGGUGAACUUUGAAUGUAAGUAAGAUUAACUAAUAUUAGAUAGUUUUGUUUAGUACCAGGCUUAAUUUUUAAUCUACUUAUCAAUUCCUUUAUCUAGUAGGUACUUCAUGUACAAGUUUAACAAUUUGUGACAUUUGUAUGGGUGAUGUUAUUUAAGAUAAUUAGAUAAUAUUAAAAACUAAUUAGCUACGUAUUUUAUUAUUAAAAUGAGUAUUUUAAAAUAAUAAAAUGUCUGAU
Spodoptera frugiperda (fall armyworm) is the source of this 2999-nucleotide messenger RNA. RefSeq names its product acyl-CoA synthetase short-chain family member 3, mitochondrial. Bases 85 to 2130 code for a protein of 681 amino acids. The transcript has 12 exons. NCBI's taxonomy places the organism in Eukaryota, Metazoa, Arthropoda, Insecta, Lepidoptera, Noctuidae. The record is from RefSeq and is a predicted model, not a curated record.